AUGGCGAGACGCAAGAAAAGCACCCCAAAGCCAGCUACUAAACCGACGGUGGUUAUUUCUCCAGCGGUCCAGACGGUUGGAGGGCAGCAGACUGUAGUCGACGAUGCUGUUCCGGAGGAGAUGGAAGAAGUUUAUACUGAUUCGAUGCUGGAUUUUCCUGAAGCUGGAGUUCAUGGUCCUUCGGACUGUAUUGGAACAUCUGUUGGAGAUGGUUUGUUAGAAGAUGUAGUAGAGGAGACGACUGAGACUGCAGGUAAGUUUCAAAGCCAGGCUAGGGAUAAAUGGUCUCAGUUCAGAGCCCUGCUUCCUAAUCAAGGUGGGGCAAAGCUCAGGUUUGAGGAACCAAUUGUUCAAGAGGGCCAACGUAUUGCUCAAGUUGAUUUGGAUGAGGUCCAAAUUGAGAGUUUAUUCUGGAGUUCAGCUGUGGUGUGUCAGGUGCUUGGGGCAAACCCUCCAUUUGCAGUGUUUGAGGGAUUUAUUAAAAGGAUAUGGGGUAAACUUGGCAUUGAGAGAAUUGCUAGGUUGAAUAAUGGGUUCACACUUGUUAACUUUCGUGAUGAAGUCACUAGGGAUCUAGUUUUGGAAGCUGGGGUUCUCCAUUUUGAUAGGAAACCAGUGAUAGUAAAGCCUUGGUCUACUGAUUUGGACACAUUGAAGGUAGUGAAGUCUGUUCCUGUCUGGAUUAGAUUACCAGGUCUUGGAUUGCAAUAUUGGGGUACUAAGUGUUUGAGUGCUCUUAUGAGCACAAUAGGGGUUCCAAUAUUGGUCGAUAAGGUUACGAAGGACAGAUCUAUGAUGCAAUUCGCUAGAGUUUUAGUGGAGAUAGAACUCUCGGAGGAUCUCCCUAAAUCGGUUCAAUUUCUCAAUGAGAAAGGGCAGUUAGUGGAGCAAUUUCUGGAGUUUGAGUGGCUUCCUACCCAAUGCAGGGGUUGUAAAGUGUAUGGCCAUACUGUCAAGGUCAUAGAGGCAGGAAUUCCUGACACUGGGCCGUGUGAUGUCGUCAAUGGGAAUGAGGGAAGUGAGACUCUGAAUGUGAAUAAUGAGGAGAUGGAUAUGCCCCAGGAGACUUCUAAAUCUGCUCCUGUUUUGUCUGGUGUUAACCAGACUCGGAAUCCAAUCAGUAAGACCAAUACAGGCAGUAAUUCGGACUGGAUUACCCCUAAACGGGUUGGAGGGAACAAAAAGGCCACCCAGAGGGCAAAGAACACUUUGACUAAUUCUUACAGUGCGUUGCAAGGAAAGGUCUUGGAGGUAGCAAAUUUGGGACUAAUUUCAACUAGUGGCUUGUUGGAGACCAAACUUAGGGGUGAUAAAAUCAAGAAGAUGAUGCAAUCUUUUUUUAGAGGUUGGAGUUUUUUUUCGGGUUCAGUUUCAGAUGGCAGAGUGUUGAUUAUUUGGCAACAACACUUGGUUUCUGUUAAGGUUCUUCAUGAAAUAGACCAGCUGGUUCACACUUAUGUUAAGGGCAUAAGGACAAAUAAAGAGUUUUGUGUGACAUUUGUGUAUGGUAGGAACUCUAUAGAGGAAAGAGUGAGUCUCUGGAGGGAUUUGACUACUCUUUGUUUUCCAGCUACUGCGUGGUUGAUAACUGGAGAUUUUAAUGCUGUUUUUGAAAGUGCGGACAGAAUUGGUGGCCGUGUUAUAUUGUCCAUUGAGUUAUCUGAUGCUCAAUCUUGGAGGGCUUUGGGGUUAGUUGAUGAAAUGCGUGCUAGAGGGUCUCAUUUUACUUGGACAAAUAAUCAGAAGAAGGAUGACAAAAUUUAUUCGAGAUUGGACAGAGUCUUUGCGAAUGAAGGAUGGCUGGACAUUUUCCCUCAAUCUGAGGCUGUGUUCAACUGGGAAAUGCACUCAGACCAUUGCUACUGUAUCAUAAAACCUGAGGUUUCUGUUAAUUGUGGUGUUAAACUUUUCAGGUUCUUCAAUAUGUGGUCUAACCAUGAAAAGUUUAAGGCUACUGUCUUACAAAACUGGUGUAAAUCUAUUCGAGGGAUUGGGCUGGUGUGUAUCUGUUAUAAGCUGAACCGGCUUCAGGGGGUGCUUCAGAAGUUUAAUAGGCUUAGUGUGGGAGAUGUUGGCCAGAAUUUCACAAUGGCCAAAGAAAGGUUCCAGGCUGCCCAGUUAUCCCUGCAGAGUGAUCCUCACUCAGUGAGUCUUCAAAGAAUUGAAACUGAGGCUGGUAUCAAGUUGGAUUACCAUGCCAGAGUGUAUGAGAGCUUUUUGAAACAGAAAAGUAAAGUGGACUGGCUGCGGUUUGGAGACGAUAAUACGGCUUAUUUUCACGCCUGUCUUAAGCAAAGGAGAGCCUCUAACUGUAUCACUUCGGUUGUUACUGAAACAGGCCAGAAUAUUGAUAAGUUUACUGAUGUUGUGAACCAUUUUGUGACUCACUUCCAGAAGAUUAUGGGAAGCAAAAGCAUGGCCUCUAGUCCUAUUCAGAAAUCUUGUUUUGAGCUUGGUCAUAGAUUGACGUUGGAACAACAAGUUAGUUUAGUCAAGCCUUUCUCUAUCAAGGAAGUUAAAGAAGCGAUGUUCAGCAUUAAGUCUAUUAAGAGCCCGGGGCCUGAUGGGUUUGGCUCGGGAUUUUUCAAAGCUCUUUGGAACGAGUUAGGGACCGAAAUAUCAGCUGCUAUUAUCGGUUUCUUUGACAGUGGUUUUCUGCCUGAGGAAAUUAAUAAGGCUACUAUUUCCUUGAUCCUUAAAGUUGAGACUCCUUCUCGGGCAACAGAUUAUAGGCCAAUUGCUUGUUGUAACUCUAUUUACAAAUGCAUUUCUAAAAUGCUUUGUAGUAGAUUAGCUUUGGUGCUUCCUAGUCUGGUCCAUCCAAACCAAGGAGCCUUUGUUAAAAACAGGUUAUUGGCGCAUAAUAUUCUAAUCCUUCAGGAUAUUAUCAAAGGCUAUAAGAGGAAAAACACUUCCCCAAGGUGUGUCUUGAAGAUUGAUUUGAGCAAAGCUUAUGACAUGCUAGAUUGGAACUUUUUGGAGGAUAUUCUCACUGAGUUUUGUUUUCCGGUUAAAUUCAUUAAUUGGGUCAUGGCUUGUUUGAAGGAUCCUACCUAUCUAAUUCUUAUGAAUGGGAAGGUUCAAGGGGAGUUUAGAGGUCGGAAGGGGCUUAGACAAGGGGACCCGAUUUCCCCUCUGUUAUUUGUUUUAGCUAUGGAGUAUUGUACCCGAUUAUUUCAGCAAGCUUCCUUGGACAAGAGAUUCCGGUUUCAUCCUAAAUGUAAGCGCCUUAAACUUGUCAAUCUUUGUUUUGCCGAUGACUUGGUCAUUUUUUGCAAGGGGGUUAAUAGCUCGGUUCAGAUUAUCAAGGAGAGCUUUUAUGCGUUCUGUUGUGCUUCUGGUUUGACAGCCAACAAGGAUAAAUCUCAGAUUAAUUUUGGUGGUGUGGCGGAUAAAGAAAUUACUAGUCUGAUUGAGGGGCUCCAGUUUUCUGAAGGGCAGUUCCCCCUAAAAUAUUUGGGAGUUCCUCUUCGAACUUCUAGAUGGAAGGCUGGCGAUUGUUCUCUCAUUAUCAAAAAGAUUAAGUCUAAACUUCACACUUGGGCGAGCCGUCAUCUUUCAUUCGCGGGGAGGGCUCAAUUAAUCAACUCGGUGCUUUUGGGCAUAAGAUCUUUUUGGAUGAGUAUUUUCAUUCUCCCUAAGAGUGUCAUCAAGGAGGUGGAUCGGCUUUGUAGGAACUUCCUUUGGGGAGUUAAAGAUGGAAAUCUUCAGCGUAGCAAGUUGCACUUCACUACAUGGGAUCAGGUUUGCUUGCCUAAGUGUAUGGGCGGUCUUGGAUUCAAAGAUAGCUGUAUGUGGAAUAAAGUGCUUCUUGCCAAGUAUAUUUGGGCUGUUUCGUCUAAGCUUGAUAUUCUUUGGGUUAAGUGGGUGGAUUCGAUAUACUUAAAAGGUCAGGAUUUCUGGCUUUACAGAGCUCCUCAGGAUGUGAGCUGGUAUUGGAAAAGAUUGACUAAGCUCAGGGAUGACUUCCCUGCUGUUAGACUUGAUGAGGCAGUCCAUCAUAACAAGCUUUGUCUGAAAAGUCUGUAUCACAAGUUGCUUAACAAAGACAAAGUUAUUUUUGCGAAUGUAGUUUGGAACUCUUUGUCUGUGCCUAAACACAGAUUCAUUUUAUGGCAGGCUACCUUAGGCCAUCUGUUGACUCGAGACAAGCUCAGUCUCUGUCAUAUGGACCUUCCUUCCUUGCUCUGUCCGGUUUGUGAAGAGGAUCAAGAAUCUCAUGCUCAUUUGUUUUUUGAGUGCCCGUUUUCUCGGCUGGUUGUUUCCCAGGUGAAGAACUGGCUGGGUUCUGGUAUUUGGCCGAGUAGCAUUGAUGGUUGGAGCUCUUGGAUGGCUGCCUUAUGGUUUGGCUUUGAGGCAUCAAAUAAAGAGGCUGAAUAUGAAGCACUAUUAGCAGGACUUCGGAUAGCUUCCAAGCUCAAAGAGAAGGUCUUAGGAGAAUAUCAAGCUCGUGACAUUAAGAUGGCAACUUACUUGGAUAAAGUCAAGGCAACAUUCAGGAAAUUCGAGUUCUAUGCCAUUGAACAAGUUCCAUGGGAGAAAAACUCGAAUGCAUAUGCUCUAGCUAGGCUUGCCGCAACCAAAGAAGCUGAUGCACUCAAUGUGGUGUCGGUCGAGUUCCUACCAGUCCCAAGCAUAGCCAAGCCUGAAGAAUAA
Molecule: messenger RNA, 4656 nt
Organism: Humulus lupulus (European hop)
Lineage: Eukaryota; Viridiplantae; Streptophyta; Magnoliopsida; Rosales; Cannabaceae
Exons: 5
Coding region: 1-4656 (1551 amino acids)
Molecular function (GO): nucleic acid binding
Source: RefSeq, a predicted model, not a curated record